Molecule: messenger RNA, 1389 nt
Organism: Linum trigynum
Lineage: Eukaryota; Viridiplantae; Streptophyta; Magnoliopsida; Malpighiales; Linaceae
Source: the annotation of a GenBank genome assembly
AUGGAUCUUAACAACGAAACUUUCUUAGCAACUUUUGGAAACGACCAAGACUAUCUAAGGGCACUCACAGGUGGACCGUGGGUCAUCCUGGAUCACUAUUUGAUUGUUCAUCAAUGGUCUCCAACCUUCCGCACCUCCGACAAACCUCACAGAUCAGUGGUAGCGUGGGUACAAUUGCCAGAGCUUCCAGUGCACUUUUAUCACAGAGAAAUUCUCUUUGCUUUGGGAAACCUCAUCGGACGCACAAUCAAACUCGACUAUCACACUGAGAAACUAGAAAGAGGUAAAUUUGCUCGUAUUGCUAUCGAGUUAGAUAUGACGAAGCCAUUGCCCACAAAAAUCUGGCUAGAUAACUUUUGGCAGCAGGUCAUGUACGAGAAUCUCCCCACUAUCUGCUAUGAGUGUGGGCAGAUUGGGCACCAAGAAGAUUCCUGCCCUAAAAUCAACCAGCACGCGACUAUGGUGACCUCGCCGGAUUCUAGAAAACUAGCUUCACCGGCGACGAGCUCACAAGAUCUGCCGGAGGGAUUUGGGCCCUGGAUGCAAGUCACGCGAAAAUCAAGGAAACAGAUUAGGAAAGCGAAUGAGGUGAACAACCAAAAUCGAGGACAGCCAAGUCAAAAUCGAGCAGAUUCUGGCAAGGGAUACGGGUCUGCAAAAGGAAAGGGAGAAGAACCAACAGGAAAAGGAAUCAGAGAGAAAAAAGGAAAAGCAGAACAAACCUUGCACAACAAAAAAGGAAGCUCUACAAAUCAGAAACAAGACAUACCAAAAGAUGAUGACAUACUUAACGGUACAAAAAAGGCCCAACCUCUAAAAGAAUGGAGGCCCAUUGGUACGAGAGAGGCGACACAGAACAGACCAGCACAACAGAUUGAGGCUAGCCCAAUGACACUAGGAUCAGAACCUUCAACAUCGGGCUCCAAACAGAUUUCCGUCACCGAAAGAACACAGGGUCAACAAGGGACUACUAUUCGAGUUAUCUCAGUUCCAGAACUGGUUCUCCCAGGCAAAGAAAACACCAACCCCAAUACUACAAUAUCUUCUAUCCGCCAACACUACCAAAGGAAGAAAAACGAAACUGGAAAGCAAGAGAAACCAAGAGGAAUCAAUGUCAAGGCGGCCAAGAAGCCACUCCAAAUCAGAAGUGCUAAACAGCAAGAGACACCGCAGAAAGCCAAACAUGUGAGCGGUCCGAUUACGAUGCAGUCUAUCGAAGAGUUUUGCUCGCAAGCUCAGCGUAAGAUGAAGAACAAUCAUCAAAUGACCCAAACGAAUCAAGAGGAUGUCCCCAUGGCGGAGACUUCUUCACCCUCGACGGCAAACGAAAAUCAAAUGGAGGACCAAGGACUCGCGGCGACAGAACUCGCCAGCCCCACCACCUCUUGA